CGGCGGCCGCGAUUCUAGGCUCUGCUGCCUCUGCAGGGCGUAUAAACACACGCGGCGCACCAGAGCGAUUGCGCGCGCAGCUCGUUUGACCUCUGCAACCAGCCGCGAACGACUGCAGACCGCUUCGUAUCGCGCAAACCAUCAGCAGCCAAGUGCAGCACCAGGCAGCACCUACAGUAGCAGCCAUGCACCCCCUCAAGAAGAAGAAGAAGCGUGUAUUAGCCGGCAAGUCAUUAGGAGUGGCACCGCCCGUCUUCGGUAGAGGCGGCCGGAGGAGGGUGCCGCCCGCGCGGAAGAAGACGCCUCCACCAGCACCGCCACCGCCGCCUCCUAAACCAGUACCACCAGUGCCGCCGCCCCCACCGUCCAACGAGACCUGGGACCAGAAGGCCUUGAGGGAGUGGCAGCUCGAGCAGGCUAUUAAUGAAGGCGGCGCGACCGCGCGCGACGCUUUGCUCAACUACCAGUUCGACGAAGAAGACAUACGGUUCGCGAAGCAAUUCGUCAAGGAGAAGAUCGAGCCGUUGAUGGAGGAGUCGAAGCGAGAUUUCGCCGAGGAGAAGGAAGUGACCUGGACCGACCUCGGGUUACCUGAACAGCAUCUCAAUUGGGUCAGUAAGGACCAACUCCCGGCGAAGUUCUCGGAUCGACCGAAGGACGAGCAGAAACGUAUGUUAGAGGACUACAACGAAAAACUCAGAGUUUGUGUCGCGGAGAUCGAGAAGCUCGGGAAUAAGUCUGAUAGGUAUGUGGACCCUGAGCCUAGGUAUGACGUGAAAGAUGAGGAAGUUUUUGAAUUACUCCCCGAGUCAGUGCGCCAGAAGACUAGGAAGUUUGGGAUUGAGAAGUUCUUCCCUAUACAGAGAGCAGCUUUACCUCUGACGAUCGCGGAGGCUCGGGAAAUGCACGGCCUUGGCCGGGACAUUGCGGUGAGUGCGCCUACCGGGUCGGGCAAGACGCUCAUCUACGCUUUGAGCGUCCUGAGCGGGUUGCACGACCGAAGGGUGCCUCGGGUGCGCGGCGUCGUCGUCGUACCGUCGCGAGAGUUAGCAAGGCAAGUGCACGCCGUGUUCGAAGCCCUGAAGCCGGAGAUGGAGGACAUACCGAUGCGGAUCUGCCUGGCGGCGGGCCAGCCCGACGAGCAGGUCCUCAUAGAACCGAAUUGGGACCUGAUCCCGCCGUCGCGGCGGCCGCGGCCGGCCGAGGGCAAGUGGGGCUUCUGGCAGCUCCACAAGUUCCCCUUCCCCGACCUCGUGCCCGAGGAGGACCGCGAGCCCGUGCCGCAAGGUGGUAUUGUGGACGGGCAGUGUGAUGUGAUUGUAGCUACUCCAGGUAGGUUGGUGGACCUCGUGGAGAAUUUACGCGGUUUUACGCUACAACACGCCCGUUACUUGAUAGUGGACGAGGCCGACCGGCUGCUGGACCAGUCGUACCAGGACUGGGCGCAGAUUGUCUUGGAUGACAUGCACCAGAACCUGGAGGGCUCGGCCAAAGUGACGCCCGACUUCCGGCCGUUUGACGCGACGACGCGACGACCCUACAACCUGAAUGCUCCCGGUGCGCCCCAUCCUUGGUAUAGAACCCGAUUGUCCAAGUUCCUAUUCUCUGCUACACUCGGAGACGACCCCCAGCAGCUGAACGCGAUGAAGCUCUCGCGGCCGUUGUUUUUGUACAGUGCCGUCGUCGACGGCCAAGAGAUCGUAAAACACUUGGACGGCCUGAGUGCCGAGCGCUUCUUCAAGGAUGAAAAGGCCGACGACCACGCGCGGAGCCUCCCGGCCGGCCUCACGGAGUCCGCGGUCUCCUGCGACGCGGCGUCGAAGCCCGUGGCUUUAUUUGCGUUGUUGGAGCGGGAGCGCGCGCAGUGCCGGCUGAUCAUCGUCUUUUGCAACUCGGUCGACACGGUGACGCGGCUGGCGCACCUGGCGCAGCUCUGGUGUUUGCGGAGGCAGUGGCUCGGGGGCGAGGAGUGCGUCCUGGCCCUGUCGUCGGCGGCGGGCGCGGCGCGGCGGGACGCGAUCAUCAAGGAGUGUCGGAGGCGCUUAGAUGAGGAUGACAUGCCGUGUACGGUGCUCGUCGCGUCCGACGCCCUGGCGCGCGGCGUCGACCUGCCUUCCGUGUCGUUAGUGAUCAACUACGACGCGCCCCGGGACGCGUCGAACUACGUCCAUCGCGUCGGCAGGGCGGCGCGCGCCGGCGCGACCGGCCGCGCAAUCACGCUGAUCAAGCGCGGCCAGGACAAGGACUUCGACCGCGCGCGGCGGAAGGUCGCGCCGCCGACGAAGGUGCCUCGUGAGUCCGUCGGUGCGCUGAGUUCGUAUAUCCCGGACUACAAGAGCUGCCUGGGCGGCUUGGAGGCGCGCUUGGGGACGGGUCGAAAGCUGCGCCAGCCCGCGGGCGGCUUCGGGCGCGGGUUUCUGAACGCACCGGCUCGCUCGCGGUCGUCGUCCUCCUCCAGUGCGCCGGCGCCGGCGCCGCGGCGGUCGCGCUCGCGGUCGAAUUCGUCGUCGUCGGGGUUCCGGCGCGGGUUCCUUGGUUGAGGUGUUGUUUGUUGUGUAACCGUGUGAAAUUUA
Pelagomonas calceolata is the source of this 2573-nucleotide messenger RNA. The record is from the annotation of a GenBank genome assembly. Lineage: Eukaryota; Pelagophyceae; Pelagomonadales; Pelagomonadaceae.